Molecule: messenger RNA, 1633 nt
Organism: Bufo gargarizans (Asiatic toad)
Lineage: Eukaryota; Metazoa; Chordata; Amphibia; Anura; Bufonidae
Gene: PRR14
Product: proline rich 14
Exons: 9
Coding region: 83-1585 (500 amino acids)
Source: RefSeq, a predicted model, not a curated record
AAAAGGCGGGGCGUAUAGCGGAAGUGGUUAUAGGGGAUGCUGAGCUCCCCUGAACUGAGACGUCGGCGGCUCAGGUUCUGCAAUGACGUCACGAGAUGAGAAUACACGUCAUUACCGGAGGAAGCGGCACCUCAUAUACCGUCCACCCCCCCCCAGUGGUUCCUUGAAGACCCCUCCGCAGCACCAAGGGUUGACCCAUGCCCUCCAUCUGGCGUCUCCCAUGGAGAGAGAGAAGAGGAGGAUUCUGUCUGUGGAGCUGAAGGACAUUGCCCCUGAGGUGGAGCAGCUUCAGGUGCAGAUGCCCCCAUGUGAGCGGGCAGUAAGGUCCGAUGGGUGGUGUGCCAGCGACGGCACCAGCCCUGCCAGCACUUGUAAAGAUCUGGGUGUCAGCAGCUCGCCAGCCGCGGAGGAGCACACGAUCCCCACUUGCCAGCCCGCUCUGAAGGAAGAGCCCGGAUGGGGUUUGGUCCCGCUCUUUAACAGUGUGCGUUCCAAGUUAGAGAGUUUUGCUGAAAUCUUUCUCACCCCAGUGAAGAGUCGACGGCGCCCCCAGAACUCUGAGAGUGAUCGUCCUGGGAAAGCAGAUCUGCAGGAAUGUUCGGGUGGGGUGUCCAGGGGCAGCGGGCACCCCUCUACCCUGUCCCCUGUACGCCUUGAUGUAGACGGGUGUGGCCUUACUGAUGUCUCUCCUGAACUGCUGCAUGGAGAUGGCACCACAGAGGAGAAGGCGCAGAGAACGCCUCCAAACCAUAGGCUGCAGAGUGAGGAGUCCCAAUCCCCGUCCAUCUUGUGCCGUCCACCCCUCCAGCGCUACCUGUCCUGUCCAUUACUGCCCCUCACACAGCACAAGCGGAGGCUCAGCCUCGACACCGUGGAGCAUCUCUCCGAGCCCUGCAAGAGGAGACGGCACAGCCUGGGCUCGAUGGAGGACGGCCUCAGCUUCUCCUCCAUUUCUUUCUCCUUGUCCUGCCUUCGAAAGGAGAAUCAUCCGUCUGUUCUUCGGCAGUCGCCGUACCAGCCUCCAAACAGCGAGGGGUCUCCCUCCAGCCUUGCCAUGGACAAGGAUGGCGAGCCUGGCUUCAGUGGCCUUCAGGACCAGGCACCCAAGGAGUCUCUGCCAAGUUCUGCCUUCAAGAUUUCAGAAAACCUUUCCUCUUCCAAAGAGAAUAAAGUGUCCAGCAUCCGGAUCAGGAAGAGGGCGUUACGUCAGGAAGGGAAGCUGACGCCCCUCGGCCUCCCCAAACGUGUCCGGUUGCAGAAGGAAGAUUUCAGUCUUGAGGAGAUCUACACCAAUAAGAACUACCACACUCCUACAGAGAAAAGAAAAUUUGAAACUAUAUUUGAGGAACCCAUAACGAAGGAUGGCGCCCUGAUCCUUACCAGCCAGCGGCCUCUGCGGCGGAUCAUGAUCUUCAAGGAUAUGGGCGCUGCUCCCCGCAAGCGGAAGAAGAAGGGCAAGGCCGUGGGCCGCACCCGGAGGUACACCGCAGCCAGCGCCGAGAAGAAUGUCAACUAUGAACUGUUACUGCAGCACAAGCUGAGCCAACUGGAGGCCGCUCUGCAGGAAGACAUGUCCGACCCCUGAGCCUCCAGCCUCAAUGUAACCUCCUCACAAUAAAGAGCCUUCAUAGCA